UGGCAGGUUGUUUUCCAGUUAUGCAUUCUGGCAAAAGAAAGCCAAAGUCUUUCCGUUAACAGAGAAGACAGGACGAUGAUAUGUGAUCACCUGAGCAGACUGUUGGCGCUUUUCGUGAUUUUCUGCGCCAUGCGGAAAGCUUCCAUCGUCCAGGGUGCGCGAGAUUUCGAAAAGAAAGUGUCUAUUCUGCUGAAAGAGGAACCAGAAAACCCAAAGUGCUUUGCUGAAGGCAGGAAGGACUUCACGUGCUUCUGGGAGGAAGAUGAAGAGAGGGCCGGCUCUGUGGAUCAGUACUCCUUCACAUAUACCUACCAGAAUGAGAACAGCAGCAGGUGCCCGCUGAGAGUCCUCCCUGCAGCAGGCGGGAAGAGGCUGUUCGUCUGCCACCUGAAUCGAACCCAGAUGUUUGUCCAAAUGGACAUAGAAGUUCACCGGGGGGGAAUACUGCUCCACAAGCGCAGCCUUCUCAUCGAGCUUGUAUUUCUGCUGGACCCUCCAGCUAACGUGACGGUGAGGAACAUGAGUAAGCAAGGUCAGCUGAAUGUCAGCUGGGUUCCUCCUCCUCUCAAGUACAUGGAUGACAGCAUGAUGUAUGAGGUCAGCUACACAACAGUGGACAGCCACGUGGUGCAGGUGGAGGUGGUACGCGCCAGCUCACAGUUGAUCCUGAGGGGCCUCCAGCCAGGCAAGAAGUACAAGGUGCAAGUCCGUGUGAAGCUGGAUGGGAUUAGCUAUAAUGGCUAUUGGAGUGCAUGGAGUUACCCGGUGUUCAUGGAAACACUGCCUGCAGAGCUCGACCUGCUCAUCAUCUGCCUGACUCUUAUCAUCUCCUUCAUUCUCAUCGUGCUGUCUGUCACUGUGCUCCUGUCCCACCGAAGUUUUGUUGUAAAGAAGAUCUGGCCGACUAUUCCAACUCCUGACAGCAAGUUCCAAGGCCUUUUCACUGAUUAUGGUGGAGACUUCAAGGAGUGGUUGGGGCAGACAAAUGGAGGCAUAUGGAUGACUCCAGCUUUCUUCUACCCAGAAGAAUGCCCCUCUCCUCUGGAGGUCCUGUCCGAGCUCAGCCCUUGUCCCGCACUGCCUUUCCCACCUCUUCCACCCAAGGCCUCUCGAGCUUUGACUACAGGCAGGAAGGAGGACAUAAAGACAGGGCUAGAUGCGAGAGAGCCGUUGGGAAGGGGUGAUUCUGCUCUGACAGACGGAUGGAGAACCACACCACAUGACCAUUGGCUGAUGGACCGCCUACGGGCGCUCCACCAGAACCCUGUUCCCUGCUCCCAAUUAUCUCUGCUGGAGUCCCAAGAUGCCUAUGUCACCCUAAGUGCCAACAACUGCAGUGAAGACGAACACCUGGAUGACGUUCUCGAGGAGACCUUACCCCUUGAGGUGCUUUUUGCUUCCAGAAAGACGCUGUUGUGUGAAUCUCACUCCGACUUGGGAUCUGUGCAGCAGAGCUCUGGGUCAGGUCGUCUUUCGUCACAGUCCAGCUUUGAGUACCCAAACCACCCCUGGAUGUCCAAAGGUCCUGGGUACACCUACAUGGCAGUGGCAGACUCUGGGGUCUCUAUGGAUUACAGCCCCAUGAGCAGAGUAGACGACAUUGGAAAGGUGGUUAUCUACGCCAAUGAGUACAAGAAUGAGAUCCCUGCUCAUAAAAGACCCUUCCUGUCAAGGCAGUACCCCAUCCAUGAUGACAGAUGAGACAAAGCAAAGCUGGACGGGCUACGUGUGGACUGACCCUUUAAGCACUUGGUGAGGGUUUUUUGGAUACUCACCCAAAGCUACUUGGCUUCUUAUCAACUGUUAAGAAAGGUGUACCAAGGAUUUGGGAGGUGAGCAACACUGAAGUGUAAGCUAACGGACUCAGGAAGAAGAGUCCACUGGAUGUGCAAACAUCAUUUCUACUUUAUCCAAACGGCAGCUGUGGUUUACACCACAUACUGAUAUUCAGUGCAAAGGUCUGCAUGCUGAUCUGUAAGUAUCCUCUCCUGUAGAUCAGAGCAGAAAUUUAAGUUGAGGGAGCAAACUGAGCAAAGUGUACAGAAUGGCUAUUAGGUUAAAAUACAGAAUAGAACAUCCUGAAAUAGAAGACUGAACAGCACAGGCCAACGCUCCUUCCCUGUUUCUUUGAUUUGUCUUAAAGUAUAAGGCUGGUGGUAUUCCAUAUUUUUUCUAUUGUCAACAAAUCCUGACCAUAAGUGUUGCCUCUAUAGCCUGAUAUAGCUUAACCUCUCUUUCAUCAUACCACUAUCUUGAUGACGUGAAUAUUCGCAAGUUGUUAACAUUGGAAUCUACUGUUCAUCCCAUGUGAUAUAAAUCAACCCAACUGCAAGAAAAAAUGUUGGCGUUCUGUUUCUGCAAACGAUGAAUAUGUUACAUUGCUACGUUAUUAUGUAGCAGAUACUGAAACGUUAUGUCUCUAACAACGCUGUGGUAAAUGUAGUUAUGUUUUUGCACAAAGUUUUUUGGUCAUGGUUAGGAAAAGAUCAUGUUUUGGCUGAAAGUACCCACCCUAGGUUGCAUAAAAGCCACUGGAAAAGUGGUAACAGGUUGCUCAAAAACAGCUUAAUGGCACAAAAGCCGCUGAAGCGUGGUCAUGGGUUGCUAAUAAAACAAACGCUGUUGUUUGCUUGAAAUACCCACAUUUGGUGGCAGAAUCCUAGCAGGAAAGGUAGCAAUGUGUGGGUGUACAGCAACCGCUUUUCGUAGCACUAUCACUACUGACAACACGUCAACAGGUCACUGAAAAACAGUGUUUGCUGGCUAGGAAGCUGUUGGAAACCAUCCUGAUGACAAAGCCAGCUCAUAUCCUGCAUCAUUUUAGAAAAAUUAAUAUAAUAUGUAUGAUAAAACGCACAAAUAUAACGUAGUUUGCAGAAACGUACAAUCCCAACAUUUUCUCCUGGCGACUGGGCUGCAUGAACAGAAUGUUAGCAUGCUAAUAUAUGCUCACAGUGGCAAUGUCAACCUGCCAUUAGCCUCAGCUGUGCUUUGCAUUUAGUGCUAAUUAGCAAUCAUUAGCAUGCUAACACUGUGGAGUAUGAUGGUUAAAACUAAGACAUUAUAACUGAAAUGUCAACAUACCGAUGUUUACCAUGUUCACCAUCGUAGUUCUUACCAUCAUACUUUACAGUGUUAGCAUGCUAAUGAUUGAUUAUUAGCACUAAAUGCAAAGCACAGCUGAGGCUAACAGGAAAGUCAUGUUUGUAGGUAUCUGGUCAUGAACCAAAGUACUGGACAAAUAAAAAUUUUAACUAAUGAUGGUGGUAGAUUCAAAACUUAAUAGAUCCUCUGGGGAUCCUGAAUGUUUGUACAACUUUAAUGGCAAUCCAUUAAGUAUUUGCUAAGAUACUUCAGUCUGGACUAAAGUGUUGAGAGAUUGCAAUUCUUAGAAUGAUGCAACUAACAUAAUUAAAAUCACAUAAUAACUCAGCCAUUGCGCCGUCUGACUCGUUCCUUUAUUAUGAUGAACAUGGGUACUGUGGUUUGGUUUGAGUCAAACUCACAUAUAUUGUCAUAGUACCUCACUAGAGCACCAAAUGUGUAUCAUUCCACUGCUGAAAAUAGUCCCCCGUCAAUUGCACCAUUUACACCUGUUUGACUAACAUUUUUUACAAACUACAGUGCCCAGCUGUCUGCAGAAAUUAGAGUAUUUUUUUGAAAAUUAAACUAUAUAUUUGUGACCUGUUUUUAAAGAUUUCAGCAAGAACCAGUGGGCUUGAGUUUGAGUAGGAAAGUGAGAAAGCACUGAGAAACAUACUAACACUGUUGGUUUUGGAAUGAGUUGACAAAAAACAAAGAUAUGGAAUAGUCCCCACUUUACACUUUAGAAUACCCUUAAAUUUAAACCUAACAGCUUACACUUGAACUCAAAAAACUCACUGUAUUUGUACAUAAUAUUGUGAUUAUUUUUGUAUUGUAUUGUAUUUUGUAUUUUAUCACAAGGACAAUCCUGAAAGAAACAAAGUAAAAGCAGUACUACUGUAGGCAUUCUCAUGUAACUGUAGUUGUUAGUUUCUUAUCAUGUUGAAGUUUUGAGUCACUGCUGCCAUCUAAAGAGCAGAGUGUGUACAGGAUGUCUUCACUUUAACAUUUCUAUUCAAAACAUUUUUAAUUCAUUGUUGUUUUUAAGUCAGACUAAAUAAUAUCCAUGUGUUUUUAUGCUUGUUUGAUUUUGUGGCUUAGAAAAAAAUAUAUAGCAACUGAAAUUUUAGCUCUUUUAAAAAAUAUGUAAAAAAAAAAAAAAUAUUUCUGAACAUUGUGGAGUAUUUUUGAAAAUUAAAGUUUUAGGGUAGUGUGACACAAAAAGGAAACAAAGCUCAAAACCCCACAACCAACUGGUUUUCUCUAGGAAUUGUUGCAUAUUUUUGACAACAGCAAUUAAUAAUUUAUCAAAGAUGACUAAACGAAAUUUUAUUAUUUUACAUUUGUGGGUGACAUCAUUAUUAUUAUUAUUCAAGCUUCUGUUCCUUUUCUGAAAUAAAUAUUUUAAUAUAAAGUUAUCCUCCUGUAGUGUAUGUAUUAUUUUGCUCUAUGUUUUUCUUUUUCUGAAACAUUCAAAAUAAUGUUCUGUAUGGAUAAUGAUAUUAUUUUAUAAAAUAAGUAUUUUCUA
Molecule: messenger RNA, 4612 nt
Organism: Epinephelus lanceolatus (giant grouper)
Lineage: Eukaryota; Metazoa; Chordata; Actinopteri; Perciformes; Serranidae
Gene: epor
Product: erythropoietin receptor
Biological process (GO): cytokine-mediated signaling pathway
Cellular component (GO): membrane; external side of plasma membrane
Molecular function (GO): protein binding; cytokine receptor activity
Source: RefSeq, a predicted model, not a curated record